CAAAGAAGAGAAGGAAUGGAGGAGAAAGGAAAACAAGCUCUCCAAUCUCCUCUAAUUCCCAAUCAGGAGGAAAUAAGCAUUGAGUUUAGUGGAGAAAUGAGUCAAGCAAGCGGCUGGACAGAAGAGGUUGUUGCAGAAGUGAAGAAGCAAGUAGGGUUAGCAGGGCCUCUGAUAGCAGUUAGCCUGUUACAGUACUGUUUGCAAAUGAUUUCGAUCAUGUUUGUGGGUCAUCUCGGAGAGCUUGCUCUCUCUGGUGCAUCCAUGGCUACAUCCUUUGCAUCAGUGACCGGUUUUGAUUUGUUGUUAGGAAUGGGAAGUGCAUUGGAGACACUAUGUGGGCAAGCAUAUGGAGCAAAACAGUAUCAUAUGCUAGGAGUUCAUACGCAGAGGGCAAUGUUGAUCCUCUUAGUUAUAAGCAUUCCUCUUGCCUUCAUCUGGUCCUACACAAGCCACAUUCUUAUAACCCUUGGCCAAGAUGUCGAAAUAGCGAUCGAAGCAGGAAAGUUCAUUCUCUGGAUGAUCCCAAGCCUUUUUGCCUAUGGUCUCCUUCAAUGCAUUAUCAGAUUUUUACAAACCCAAAACAUUGUCUUUCCUAUGAUGAUCUGUUCUUUAAUCACAGCUACUCUCCACAUCCUUAUUUGUUGGAUUCUAGUGCUUAAAAUCGGCCUUGGCAACAGAGGUGCAGCCUUGGCAAACACCAUCUCUUAUUGGAACAAUGUGCUAUUGUUAGUGCUUUAUGUUAACUUCUCUCCUACUUGUAUGAAGACGUGGACAGGCUUUUCAAAAGAAGCCUUGCAUGAUAUUCUCGAUUUUCUAAAGCUAGCUAUUCCUUCAGCAAUUAUGAUUUGCUUUGAAUAUUGGUCCUUUGAGAUGGUGGUUCUACUAUCUGGUCUUCUUCCUAAUCCAAAGCUAGAGACGUCUGUUCUAUCUAUAAGCCUUAACACAUGUUGGAUGGUCUAUAUGAUCUCUGUUGGUCUUGGUGGUGCUAUAAGUACAAGAGUUUCAAAUGAAUUGGGGGCCGGGCGCCCACGUGGCGCGCGUCUAGCAAUAUAUGUUGUGUCUGCUAUUGCCUUGACUGAGGGUCUUAUAAUAGCAACAGCUACCAUCUCUGUACGUGGUGUUUGGGGCAGAUUGUACAGCAAUGAAGAAGAAGUGAUCAGUUAUGUGGCAAAUAUGAUGCCAUUGCUUGCAUUGUCUGACUUCUUGGAUGGAAUUCAAUGUGUGCUCUCAGGGGCUGCUAGAGGGUGUGGUUGGCAAAAUAUUUGUGCAUGGGUGAACCUUGGGGCUUACUAUGUUGCGGGAAUUCCUUCAGCUAUAGUCUUUGCUUUUGUCUUACAUGUUGGAGGAAAGGGGCUUUGGAUGGGAAUCAUUUGUGCUCUUUCUGUGCAAGUUGUGAUGCUUCUUAUCAUAAUUCUAUGCACUAAUUGGGACAAAGAGGCAAGCAAAGCUGAAGCUAGGGUUUACAGCUAUGGCAAUAACACUGACGUGGCAUCAUAAAUUUGCCUUCUAUUUAUGGGCAUCAAGGACUGGGUUAGAUCCUGGUUCUUUGUUAUCAUUUGUAAAGCCUUUGAAAUGCAUACAAAGGUUCCAUCUAGUAACAUUUUUAGUAAUGGAUACAAUGGGCAAGGUUUUUGUAAGAAAUUCCCAAACAAUUGGAAUUGUAAGAUUAUGCUGAAUUAGCUAACAAUCAGAAGCACAAUUGAUGUUUUAUACAAAAUACAUUCAUGAUGACUCUA
Messenger RNA from Nelumbo nucifera (sacred lotus), 1736 nucleotides. Its product is annotated as protein DETOXIFICATION 16-like. NCBI's taxonomy places the organism in Eukaryota, Viridiplantae, Streptophyta, Magnoliopsida, Proteales, Nelumbonaceae. The record is from RefSeq and is a predicted model, not a curated record. Gene Ontology annotation, biological process: xenobiotic detoxification by transmembrane export across the plasma membrane. Gene Ontology annotation, cellular component: membrane. Gene Ontology annotation, molecular function: antiporter activity; xenobiotic transmembrane transporter activity.